Messenger RNA from Lathyrus sativus (Indian pea), 561 nucleotides. The record is from the annotation of a GenBank genome assembly. NCBI's taxonomy places the organism in Eukaryota, Viridiplantae, Streptophyta, Magnoliopsida, Fabales, Fabaceae.
AUGGAGUUCAGCUACCUCCAAGAAGAUUCAAAGAGUUCGAGCGACGAAAACAUCGACCGAUCGUCCGAUCAAAACCACGACGACGACCACGAUCAUGACAUGGGAAUUGGUAGAUCCUAUGAGUGUGUAUUUUGCAAAAGAGGCUUCACAACCGCUCAGGCUUUAGGUGGACACAUGAACAUACAUAGAAAAGAUAGAGCAAACAAUAACAAAAGUGUGACUAAAACAAAUUUCAUUCCACCUAGUUCAAGCAAUCAUCAUCAUGAUAACUAUGGAGAUCUUGGAUUUUAUUCAACAAUUAAUCCAACUCAUGGUUAUUAUUCUUCUUCAAUUUCAUCCAAAACUACUCCUGAGGUAGAUUCUCUUAACUAUCAUCAACUAUAUUUUCCUUCACAUCAUGUGCAAUAUAGUGAGAUGCUUUGUGUUGAAAAUCAAAGAAUGUUUGGACAAGAUUGGAGGGGUUUGAGCUUGUAUACAAAUCCACUGAUUAAAGACAAGAUAGAAAACAACAAUGAAGUGGAUGAAUUGGAUUUGGAGCUUAGACUUGGUCAUUAUCCAUAG